CAUUUGUUUUGGCAGCAAGCUGCAUUGAACAUUAUAUUUCUUGCCACUUUUCAAGAGCAUUUCAACCCUUUUAAGGGGCUAUUUCGCACUCUGCAAAGAUGUCAUCGCCACUGUCGAAACCUCAGAUAAUUGCGCAUAUUCAGAAAAGUUUGAACUACACCGUUUUUGACAGUAAAUGGAUUCCCUGCAGCGCGAAGUUUGUCUGCCUCGGGAACUUUCCGAGGGGAACCGGGGUGAUGCAAAUAUACGAAGUUCAGCGCGGAGAGGCUCAGCUUAUCAAGGAGGUAGAGAAGCCUAAACCCAUAAAGUGUGGGACAUUCGGGGCCACCUCUCUGCAACAAAGACACAUAGCAACUGGGGAUUUUGACGGAAAUCUCAACAUAUGGAAUCUAGAGAUGCCUGAAGUGCCAGUGUACACUGUAAAGGCCCACAAAGAGAUAGUGAAUAGUAUCGAUGGUGUUGGAGGCCUGGGGAUUGGCGACGGUGCACCUGAGAUAGUCACUGGAAGCAGAGACGGGACAGUGAAGGUGUGGGAUCCUCGACAGAAGGAUUCACCUGUAGCCAACAUGGAGCCUAUGGAAGGAGAAACCAAGAGGGACUGCUGGACUGUUGCUUUUGGUAAUGCCUUCAACGAUCAAGACCGCUGUGUGUGUGCUGGCUACGACAACGGAGAUAUAAAACUCUUUGACCUGCGGAAUAUGUCUCUACGGUGGGAGACCAACAUUAAAAAUGGGGUAUGCUGUGUGGAGUUCGACAGGAAAGACAUCAACAUGAACAAACUGGUAGCCACCUCACUGGAGGGAAAAUUCCAAGUCUUUGACAUGAGGACCCAGCACCCCACCAAGGGCUUCGCCUCUGUUUCCGAAAAGGCCCAUAAAUCAACCAUCUGGCAGGUGAGACAUUUACCUCAAAACAGAGACAUCUUUAUGACUGCAGGGGGAGCAGGCAAUAUACAUCUAUGGAAAUACGAGUAUCCCGCUCAGAGAAGCAAGAAGGACUCAGAUGAUGUGAACGUGGGCGUAGCCGGCUCUGUCAACCUCUUACAGAACGUCACUCUGUCCACUCAGCCAAUCGCCAGUCUGGACUGGAGCCCCGACAAGCAGGGCCUGUGUGUGUGUUCGGGCUUUGAUCAGUCUGUGCGUGUGCUCAUCGUCACUAAACUCAACACGGUGUGAAAAAGUGCACCACACCAAAGACUGAUGGUCAGGAUCUUCAUCUAUUUCCAUUUUUGUAGGAUGCUCUUUUGUUGCACUAUUGGCAAACAUUGUUGUUCUCCAGUUCUCCCUGUUGUGAAAACUGACUUUUGAUAUGAUGUUUUUUUUUUUGUGAACUUUGUGUUUACAGAUUAAAUGUGUCUUUUGUAGAAAAAA
Thunnus maccoyii (southern bluefin tuna) is the source of this 1370-nucleotide messenger RNA. It is a transcript of the gene dnaaf10, whose product is annotated as dynein axonemal assembly factor 10. The record is from RefSeq and is a predicted model, not a curated record. Gene Ontology annotation, molecular function: ubiquitin binding. NCBI's taxonomy places the organism in Eukaryota, Metazoa, Chordata, Actinopteri, Scombriformes, Scombridae. The transcript is spliced from 8 exons. The coding region runs from base 99 to 1175 and encodes 358 amino acids.